Messenger RNA from Aethina tumida (small hive beetle), 2390 nucleotides. Its product is annotated as armadillo repeat-containing protein 8. The transcript has 5 exons. Gene Ontology annotation, biological process: proteasome-mediated ubiquitin-dependent protein catabolic process. The record is from RefSeq and is a predicted model, not a curated record. Lineage: Eukaryota; Metazoa; Arthropoda; Insecta; Coleoptera; Nitidulidae. Gene Ontology annotation, cellular component: GID complex. The coding region runs from base 135 to 2150 and encodes 671 amino acids. Gene Ontology annotation, molecular function: protein binding.
CCUGCAUUGUCACAAACUUCAAACCAAAUUGCUUUAUGGCAAUUUGUAAUUUAUUGUAAAGUAGUAGUUGUAAAUGUAUAUAUUCAUAGCCUAGGUGUAAAUGUAUUCAUAUAUUUUUGUGUCUGUUAUGUAUAAUGCUAUUUGAAAUGCACCCGUUUACUGCUUUUAUGAACGUAGAAAGUACACGUUCGUACAUCGACGAUUUGUACUCCCAAGACUCCAAUAAAUGUUUGGCUUCCAUAAUAUGCAUCAAGAACUCUGUAAUUGGCUCGAAUCGGCAAAAAGAAAGCGUUAUUGCACAGGGUAUUGUGCCACGAUUGAUUUACCUUCUGAAAGACAAAAACAUGAAAAUGGAUGUGCGAGUCGAGGCAGCCGUGACAAUUGGAUCACUGGCAAAAGGCACAGAUGAUCAUAUUGAACUAUUAAUCAAUUCUGGAAUAAUACAAAUUCUGUUAGAUUUAUUGGAGGAAGAUGAGCCUAGACUCAUUGAUGCAUGCUUAUGCUGUUUGCGCACUCUCUCACAUCAAAAAGUGAACGUCGCUAAAUACAGCGUCGGAAACCUGCAGAAACUGUUGAGUUUUGUUGGUCCCAAGGACAGCUUACAAAGGCAGGCAUGUGUGGCCAGUAUUUUGAGUAGUGCAUGCAAAUCACCAGCUGAACAAAAUGCUCUCUGCCAAGUGGGCGCCCCUAGAGUUUUAUCCACACUUUUAACUAUUGAAAACAGUUUAGUACGGAUCCCGGUAAUCACCUGUUUGGCAUCCAUGUCCUGGAACAAUCAAUCUGUGGCAGCUGAAAUUGCCAACACUAUUUGCCAAGAUAUGAAGAUACCCAACUAUUUGGCCAAUUUGAUUUCCAGAGAUAGACCGAUUGAAAUGCAGCUGGAAGCUGCCAGAUGCUUAACUAAUUUGUACAGGGCUUUUGCAAUUUCACAGAAUGAUCCUAUUAUUACACAUCGCACACUACCUUGUCUUGUUAGACUUUGUCAGGUGGAGCACUCAGAGAUACAUAGAGCAGCAUCUGCUGAAACUUUGGCCUAUUUAAUUGAAGUGGACAGCAAUUUCCAACAGAUAGCAGCCAUCAGUAACCAGUUGGUUAGUGCAUUAGUUGACCUUCUCAAAUGUUCUAGUCCUGCGGCUAGACAAGCGUCAUUUAGAGUGUUCGCAUCACUAGGUGCGAACGACGAGGAUAUUAGGAAAAGGAUAAUCGACACUAAAUGUCUGAUGGACUGUGUCGUGCAGGGGUUGGUGGACGAGAAUAAAGAUAUUAGAUUGGCGGCCGUCCGGUGUCUACACUCUCUCAGCAGAUCCGUCCACCAACUCCGCACCACUUUUCAAGACCACUCUAUUUGGAAGCCACUUAUGACACUUGUUGCUGGUAAUAAAUUAGUUAAAUUAUUUAUAAAUGGCUUUUACAUUAUUCGUUUUUGUUUAGGAUCACCUUCAGUUGAAUUAUUAACUGCCGCUUCUUCAGCUCUUUGCAAUUUAUUGUUGGAAUUUUCGCCAGCCAAAGAACCCAUGUUGCAGCAAGGAGUCGUACAACUAUUAGCUACUCUUACGUCUAGAUCUGAUCCCGCUCUUCGCCUCAAUGGCGUGUGGGCGCUCAUGAACCUCGCUUUCCAGGCCGAACAACGUGUCAAAAAUCAAAUACUCACCACUCUCGGCACCGACCAAAUUUUCAGAUUGUUGGCGGAUUCGGACACGCGUGUUCUCAUGAAAACGUUGGGAUUACUACGUAAUUUGGUUUCUCCGAGAACACAUGCGGACGCGAUGAUGGCAGAACACGGUCCCCACGUUAUGCAAGUGGUGGUUUUGGUACUGGAAGGUCCGCACUCGCCCGAGAUUAAGGAACAAGCGCUGUGCAUCCUCGCAAACAUAGCCGACGGCGAAAAGGCAAAGGAUCACAUCAUGUCGAACGAGGAUGUACUUAAGAAGUUGAUCGAUUACAUGACACAUCCGGCACCAUGUCUACAGGAGGCUGCAGUCUUCUGCAUCAAUAAUUUGACGCAGAGCGGCGAAAUCGGAGCGGAAGAGAGGCAGAACCGGCUUAGAGACAUGGGUGUGAAGAAUAUACUGCAGCAAAUCUUGGGCUCUGCAGAUGCUGUGUUGGCAAACAGAAUCAAAACAACCCUUGAGCAUUUCCCGGAUGUUUAAAGUUAUAUAAAAGGAAGAGAUUACUCCAUUGACACACCCUUGUCUGAUUAAAUGUGAUGUUUAGACUGAAGAAGCGUAAUAAUAUGGUUCUACCUUUUUAAAUGAUUAUAGUAGAAUGAAAAUUAUACGAAAUUUGAAAUGUACCUUAUACAUUGUUUUACUUUAUUUUGUGUUAUACUUUUGAAUGCACAUUAAAUAUAUGUUAUAAAAAACCAAAAAUUAAAUUUAUUUCAGUUAAAA